AUGAAGACCCUGGUGCGCCAUGGUCUGGCAGUGUGUUUAGCGCUCACCACCAUGUGCACCAGCUUGUUGCUCGUGUACAGCAGCCUAGGCGGCCAGAAGGAGCGGCCCCCGCAGCAGCAGCAGGCAGCGGCGACCGGCAGCCCCCCGCCGCACCCCGAGGCCCCCGCGGGACCGCGGCCACUGGACGGAUACCUUGGCGUGGCGGACCACAAGCCCCUGAAAAUGCACUGCAGGGACUGCGCCCUGGUAACGAGCUCGGGGCACCUACUGCGCAGCCUGCGAGGCCCCCGGAUUGACCAGACCGAGUGCGUCAUCCGCAUGAACGACGCCCCUACGCGCGGCUACGGGCACGACGUGGGCAAUCGCACCAGCCUGAGGGUCAUCGCGCAUUCCAGCCUCCAGCGAAUCCUCCGCAACCGCCACGACCUGCUCAACGUCAGCCAGGGCACUGUGUUCAUCUUCUGGGGCCCCAGCAGCUACAUGCGGCGCGACGGCAAGGGCCAGGUCUACAACAACCUGCAGCUCCUGAGCCAGGUGCUGCCCCGGCUGAAGGCCUUCAUGAUCACGCGCCACAAGAUGCUGCAGUUUGAUGAGCUCUUCAAGCGCGAGACCGGCAAAGACAGGAAGAUCUCCAACACUUGGCUCAGCACUGGCUGGUUCACAAUGACGAUUGCCCUGGAGCUCUGUGACAGGAUCAAUGUUUAUGGCAUGGUGCCCCCAGACUUCUGCAGGGAUCCCAAUCACCCUUCAGUACCUUAUCACUAUUACGAACCUUUUGGACCUGAUGAAUGUACGAUGUACCUCUCCCAUGAGCGAGGACGGAAGGGUAGUCAUCACCGCUUUAUCACAGAGAAACGAGUCUUUAGGAACUGGGCACGGACAUUCAAUAUUCACUUUUUUCAACCAGACUGGAAACCAGAAUCACUUGCUAUAAGUCAUCCUGAGAAUAAACCUAUGUUCUGA
Molecule: messenger RNA, 963 nt
Organism: Mesoplodon densirostris (Blainville's beaked whale)
Lineage: Eukaryota; Metazoa; Chordata; Mammalia; Artiodactyla; Ziphiidae
Gene: ST6GALNAC5
Product: ST6 N-acetylgalactosaminide alpha-2,6-sialyltransferase 5
Exons: 5
Coding region: 1-963 (320 amino acids)
Biological process (GO): ganglioside biosynthetic process; oligosaccharide metabolic process
Molecular function (GO): alpha-N-acetylgalactosaminide alpha-2,6-sialyltransferase activity
Source: RefSeq, a predicted model, not a curated record